AUGUUGAGACGGUAUUUGGAGUUGGAUUCGAUAACUGUGAUGCUUUACGUUGGUUUGGGAUUAUUUGUGCAGCUUUCUGCUGUCAUGGCGCAUAGCUUUAUUGUGCAGCUUGCCGGUAAUACCUCAAUGUCGACAGUUAUAAGCGAUUACUCGUUGCAAGUGAAGUCAGGGGACGUUGAGGCCAUUGCGCUCGGUGGUAGGUUUCGGGCUUUGAUGGGAGAAUUUUCUGCCGAUGUGCUGCGUAAGUUGCACCGGGACCCACGAGUAGCGGCGAUCUCGAUCGACCGUUGGUUGGAGCUUCAAGAAUAUGUGAUACAGGGCCAGUCUCCCAUGCACCUGUGUCGACUGGCGUCUAGCUCUACGAGCGUCCACCGGCCGUUCAUGUUUGACUCGCAUUCAGGAGGCGGUGUCGAUAUGUACCUUUUUGACACAGGGAUCGAUUUCAAGCAUCCGGGUCUGAGCAACGUCGACGUGCGGCGGUUGGACGACUUUAGCGACUCAUCCGUUCCGGAGGGCUGCGAUCCGCACGGUCACGGAACUGCGCUAGCGGGUCUUAUAGCGUCUGAAACCUUCGGUGUUUUGAAAAGAUGCGAUCUGCUGGACGUCAGGGUCGCCGACGAGCAGGGCAGAGUGAAGAUCUCGAAUCUUCUUCGAGGUUUGGGCCUGGCGACGGCACAUGCUUCGAAAUCAAUGAAACCAUCGGUAUUUGUUAUACCAAUGGUUGCUGGGGUGAAAAACUACGUGCUCAGAACUGCUCUCGAAGCCAUCCCCAGCGACAUUGCAGUUGUUUUGCCGGCGGGAAACCAACAAUCGGAAGCCUGCGACUUCUGUUUACUGGAUAAAAGGAAAGUCGCGAACGUGCUUGUGGUAGGGUCCGCCGACGAUAAGAAUCGUAUCGCAUCCUUUUCUAACUAUGGAGACUGCGUGGAUGUUUAUACCUCAGGUGUCGGUGUAAGAACGUUGCAAUCCACCGACUUGAAUCCUAGAAGCCUCCUUACCUCAAUCAACGGAACCUCAGCUAGCUGUGCCAUUGGUGCUGGGGUCGUUGGUUACUACAUGUCGAUGGGAUUGAGAAGCAACGAGGCCGUCGAGAAAAUUCAUCAAGUGUCAGAGGAGGUUUCCAAGUACCCACACUACUGCAAACUUCUUCAACUAAAGCCCUGA
Messenger RNA from Torulaspora globosa, 1164 nucleotides. RefSeq lists its product as uncharacterized. The transcript has a single exon. Gene Ontology annotation, molecular function: serine-type endopeptidase activity. NCBI's taxonomy places the organism in Eukaryota, Fungi, Ascomycota, Saccharomycetes, Saccharomycetales, Saccharomycetaceae. The record is from RefSeq and is a predicted model, not a curated record. Bases 1 to 1164 code for a protein of 387 amino acids. Gene Ontology annotation, biological process: proteolysis.